GAUCUGAGCCUGAAUGGCACGGAAUACGUGGCCUAUUUACAUAACCCCCCGAAAAGACUGUUUUUGCAACUCAAAGUCGGAUCUGCCCCUUUUGCUCUAGUGACCAUACAUCUGCCCCACGACCAGCGGGAGGACGCUUUCGAUGUAUGGACUUCCACCCUUGAACAACUGACACAGGCCCUGGGGAAUGUCCCUGUGGGACACUCUGUUUUUGUUGGCGGGGACUUCAAUCAGCCCCUGCAUAACACCCAGGAUACUUUUUCGCCCAUGGCUCAGCUACGUCUGCUCUUAGCCCGUUUCCGCCUCAGAGUCUCGGAAGACGUCGGACCCACCUGGCACGCCCGGGGGCUGGAGGCCCCUUUGGAGUUUAUCCUCUUUCGGCAUGAGGGCAUGUUAGGCUCAGCGACCAAAUGUGAGGACCUUAGGGUGGCUCUGCCCUCAGAUCAUGACCUCGUCUCUGUACGCUUCCAAGCCGCCCUUCAGGCACAUAACCGCAACAGGAGAAGACGGGACCGAUGCGGUAGAUGGUGCCUGCAGACGGAACGCUGGGAAGACGCUUUGGCCCAGAUGCCGGAUGAUCCAACGGAGGCUGACCUUUCGUCGGCUUUCAGCUCCUGCUCUUUCCGACCUAAGUUCCCGAGAUACCGAGAUUCAGAACUUAUCAGGGACCUCAUACGUCGCCGUAAGGUCUCGGUGAAUUCAGACGAACGAGCAGCCUUGGCACAAGAGAUUGCCUACCGUAGAGCCGAUGACAAGGCCUCCUUUAAGCAGGCUAUUCUGGAUAGAGCCCGAACAGGCGACUUUGCAGCCAUUUCGCACCUCCGGCGAAGCGCCGCGCAAACCAAGGUCGCAGGCAGCUAUAUACAGGCCCGUGGAGGCCAGAAUGCCGCUACGAAAGAGCUUAAAGAAUUUUAUGAUGUCAAGUAUGACACGAACGGACCUGGACCUUCCGCUGCCCUCAUUGCAGCCCUACGAGCCAAGACAGGGACUGCUGCAGGCUCAGAUGGAGUCACCUACGAGGCUCUUCUUGCCUUCGCAGCCUCAGAUAAGGCUUUCAAACUGGUUAACCUUCUCAAUUCGCCCAUCGCUUUGACACCUUGCCUUUGCAAAGUUUACUCGAAAGGCUCGCAAGCAAUUGAUGGAGCUGCGGCUGCAUCCCUACUCCUCCAGAUCGGGAGUGCCCGGCUCCAGCAUAGGUCCAACCUAACCACGCCACUUGGGCGUUAUGGCAGCUUUGUCAGGACCCCUUAUUCGCUCCUGGGAACGGAGAUGGCCCUCAUGGGAACUGCCACACCUCCUGCUGUACGCAGACGACAUUCUCGUCGUGGCCAGAGGCACCUACUGUACUUGGGUGUCCCUUUGUCCUAUGAUUUCAGACCAAUGACGUGCUUUGCAAAGAGCUUAGGCAAAUGCGCUAACACGUAUUUCGCCAUGCGUGGAAUUUUUAAUGCCCGCCGCCUCCCUGCUGUCCGCAAGGUGAAGCUUUUCGAUUUAUAUGUGACUUCCAGGUGGUUGUGGAGUUGCGGCCUGUGUUAUCCCACGCGCCAAAGUUUGAGAGCCCUCGAUGCGCACCAGAACACGCUCCUGGUAGGCCUGCUUGGUUUCAGGGCCGAUUUUUUCGGUGAAUUCUUGCAAAACACCGUCUCGAAGCGAAGAGCAGCUAGAGCGACUCUCGCAGCUUUGCAGAUCGAUCCCUGGAGUAAACGCUGGGCCACACAAGCCUGGCGCUACUGGGGCCAUGCCGUGCGAAACCAGUUGGACACCCCUUUGCGCUACUUGGUAUGGCGCUACUCCACCUUCACCCUGAUGUCGGGGGAUACCUCGCCAGGUUGGGUCGUCAACACCCCCCUCAGGAAAUUUCAACUAUGCUAUGGCACGAUACGUGCCGCCUCGCACCCGGCUAUUUGGGAAACGGCUGCUCAGGACAGAGUCAUGUGGCAGCAGCUAUAUUCACUCUGGAGACGCCACUGGGCGAGGGCCAGACCCAACACAGAUUUGCUGGGCCGCCAAUUGGUCAUCAUCAAUCUCGAGGAGGCUGCCUUGAGACCUUUCCGAUUCUUUCCCGAGGAGGAGCUUUCUUAUGGGCCAAUGCGACGAGGAGAGAUCAGCCUGAGCCUUCGCUUGCGCUACAAUACUUUUGAUCGACAGGACCAGCAGCAUGACCUCAUCCGACGUACCUUCGUGUUGGUGAGAGACGGCAGUUUUACGAACUGCAAAUUUUCUGCUAGGAUGUCAUCAUUGCUUGCUGCACAGAUGCGUUUGUACAUACGUGACAUGCGGGUCUCAUGGGGAUGGUUCUUUGCUACACUCUUCGAGCUCGAGGAGUACGCGAGCGACCUCGAUCGGGUCCUUCGUGAUUUCGAUACCCUCGACCCCGACGAUCCCCCUCUCUCAGAAGACGAUGUGUCCUAUAUGCACUUUCUGCUGGCAGAAUGGGAAGUUUCCUUCGACCAUAGUUGUGAGAAUGUGGUGUGGUUCUUCUUUCACGCUCAUCUCCCAUGUUGGCGAGAACUCCACCUGUACCUGGACGAAUUGCCACCUCUGGACCAGUGCUUGGCGGCCAGGGAAAUCCAAUAUCAGUUUAGAACUUGCCGAAACACGUGGCCAGAGUAUUGGUUCUUGCCAGCGCUAGCCCGCUACAUUGACAGCCACCUGGACGUCCUGUACGAAAUUCCCCUCUGGCCAUACCAGGAACCUGCAGAGAGCUUCUGGGAUCGGAGUUUCGACAUGGUCGGAGAUCGACUCCAACAAGAAGUUUCGGAGCUCGUCCCCCGCUUCGAGAUGACCUGCGAAUUCAUUGCAUGGAACGAGUUAGACGCUCCCCCGCGCCAACUCACUGCACUCCCCGACUGGGUGCUGUCCUGGCUCCUUCUCGGACUUGUCGUGAUGAUCGUUGCCGUCGUCAAGAGCCUGCUUGUCCUACGGACUCAAUGGACGGAGAUGCGGCAGGACCAAAAAGCCACCCAGAGAACCGUGGCCGAAUUACAUGCUCAGAUGACGAGCAUGCAGAGCCUGCUCCAGCAGGCGGUGUCCCAACAGGCCUCGCCAGUGCUCGCUGAACCACAAUCCUUUUUGCAGCCUUUACUUCUCGAGAAAUGGAGGGAAACGAGAACUGACCUCUUUCAGACGGUCAGGCUGUUCGGGUUGGAAGUCCAGGAACUAAAGGAGAAGACCACGCAGCUCUUCCCCUUGUUUGCCUUGAUGAGGAAGUCUGUUCUGCCACUGCAUGCGGACAUCCCCGAAGCACUCAAAACCAUGAACGAGCACCUCGGGAACCUCAGAGACAACGUUGACAGUUUGACUACUGAAGAGCACGGGGUUUACGAAGCCGCGACCCAAGCAGUGAUGAAUGCCCUCAAGUCUUUAGAAGACCGCCUCUGGCGGGCCCAAAAGGAGUUUAAGACUCCUUUGGCCGGAGCCCAAGCAGCUAUGACCCAGGUCGUGACAACACCACCAGCUGAAAUGCUGAAUUUGGCUAUGGUCUACGCUCCGUGGCUCCUUUUGGGCCUUUUCGUCCUGGCCCAGGCCAGGACCGCCCCGCCGCCCUCGUCCUCCACAGCUGCCCCUCCUGACCCUGUACCAGAGGCACCCCCCAAACAUGCAGAGAUCUCGCCUGAACCCGCAGCAGCACCGGAACCCAAAAAGACGGAGGGAGGAACCAGUGAUGGUGCUACGGAUCCGCCCCUCCCCCCUCCGGCAUCCCCUCCCACCACUUGCCCCGACGUAGCCACGGCGCAGCCCAAAGCCGACCCUUCCCCUCCACCUGCUACCCAGCCUGCACCCUUGCCUCCCACCCCUGUGGAACAGAAGCAGAGCGAGACGCCACCAACCUCUCCUACUCCACCUGAACUGAAAGCCUUCACGGAGGCCUUGAAAGAUGUCAAGGCCUACAUCGACGACAAAAGCAAGGUCCUUCAAGAGGUCAAGAAGCUCCUGGACACCAAGACGACCCCGCCUACACCGACGACUCCAGUGGACCUCGGCCCGACCCUUGAAACAGCCCUCAAACCGCUGAGCGAGUCGCUGUCUACGAUUGACAGCACCACCGCGGGAGCAGCCCGCGACCUCUCCAACCACAUGUGGGAGAGUGGAGGCCGACACCAGGCCAUGGAGACUACGCUCUCUGGGGUCCAUGGCAUGGUGCGCGAUCUUCAGAAUCGCGUUGGGACCACGCAACGCAAGCUGGACGACUGGGUCAAGAGCUGGUCAGACAGCGCAGGAACCACGUUGGACGACAGCCCAGGAGUGGUCAAAUGCCUUUGUCAGCUUAGAGAACAUCAGGAUGAAUUGGCCCGGUACAACCAGGCCAACGAGGCCUUGUCCUCCAAGGUCGACACGGUGGCAGAAGCCGUCGGGGCGAUCGCCACCCGCGUCCAGAGCAUGCAGACUCUCCUGGACAAGAUGGCUGCAGCACGCCCCAAAGCCCCUCCGCCGGCCUUCCCGGCACCCGACAUUCCAGCAACCGAAUCAGCCGGGCCCCCGCCCCAUCAACCCCCCGGGAGCUGGCACACCCCGUCCCAGUUGCCGGGAUCUGCGCCCUCUAAUCCCUCGCCGACCGCGCAGGGGCUCCCCCUCACCACGCCGCCGGCAUACAUCCCCUCCAUUGGAGCUACGAUCCAAGCAGCACCCGGCGCUUCGCAGGGAGUGCCACCAGGUGCCAGUGUGAUCAACUUGAGCCCUCCUGCGCAACAGGACACAGUCACCGUGUGGAUGGACGGUCGUGCCUUUCAGAUCCCGACAACAAUGGUCAGGGGGAUCAACUGA
Molecule: messenger RNA, 4764 nt
Organism: Symbiodinium necroappetens
Lineage: Eukaryota; Dinophyceae; Suessiales; Symbiodiniaceae
Source: the annotation of a GenBank genome assembly